Molecule: messenger RNA, 192 nt
Organism: Clunio marinus
Lineage: Eukaryota; Metazoa; Arthropoda; Insecta; Diptera; Chironomidae
Source: the annotation of a GenBank genome assembly
AUGUAUUCUAAAAGAAGCGAAGUCGCUUCCCAAUUUGAAUAUGAGAAAUACGUUAAACUUUUUAGAAACUUAUCUAGACAACUCAAACCGAGCCUACAUAAGUGUAGACAUGCACAGAUUUUCUUAUCACAUGGUGUUUUCUUUCUCAUUUUGGGACAUAUAGAAUUGAAUCUAUGCGAUAUGAUUAUUUAA